AUGCUGUUGGCACAAGGAGGAUUAGAGCUCCAAGAGAUUUUCUUUAAUAUUCCGGGAGCUGAUGUGGAGGGUGACGAAGAAAAUGGUAUCGAUCCUUUUGCAGUUGCUGUAGAGAAAUUAGACGAAUACUUUGCACCCCAACGUCACGAGGCACAUGAGCGGUACGUGUUUUGGGGAACUAAACCAGAACCGGGUGAAAGUUUGGUAAAGUUUUUGAUGAGAGCUCGAACAUUUGCGGAGAGAUGCAACUUAGGGAAGACAUCCGCUGAAAGUACAUCGAUCGCAGUUGUAGAUAAGAUGCUUCAAUUUGUACCAACUGCACUGCGUGAAAAGAUGCUUCAGGAGAAAUCUAUCACGUUGGAUGACGUAGUCAGACAAGUGAAUGCUUACGAAACCAGCCGUUCCGCUAGUGAACAGAUAAGUGGAAAGUCAAUUCUGCAGCAGGCUGUCGGAACUGAAGAGAACGUUCCGUUCGUUCGGAAGACCUGCAAGUACUGUGAAAGAUCUCACGGACCGAAUCAGGAAUGUCCCGCACGGGACAAAACAUGCUCUGUCUGCGGCAAACGAGGCCACUUUCAUGCUGUUUGUUAUUCGCGGAAUAGGAAUAAUUCUCCAGCAAACAAAUCGGUCAAUCGAACCUAA
Malaya genurostris is the source of this 642-nucleotide messenger RNA. RefSeq lists its product as uncharacterized. The record is from RefSeq and is a predicted model, not a curated record. NCBI's taxonomy places the organism in Eukaryota, Metazoa, Arthropoda, Insecta, Diptera, Culicidae. The transcript has a single exon. Bases 1 to 642 code for a protein of 213 amino acids.